Messenger RNA from Thermothielavioides terrestris NRRL 8126, 1029 nucleotides. RefSeq lists its product as uncharacterized. The transcript is spliced from 4 exons. Lineage: Eukaryota; Fungi; Ascomycota; Sordariomycetes; Sordariales; Chaetomiaceae. Bases 256 to 774 code for a protein of 172 amino acids. The record is from RefSeq and is a predicted model, not a curated record. Gene Ontology annotation, molecular function: acireductone dioxygenase [iron(II)-requiring] activity.
CGCCCUUUCAUAAGGGUAACGGAGAACUGGGAAGCGGACAGUGCUGUCCAAUACUAGUGUAGAUUUUACAAGCGUGCCAAAACCGCUGAGUAAACUUGCGAGAUUCCGGCCGUCUUCUGCCCCUCAGCACCAAAUUUAAGCCGCGAGCCCCGCCCUGCCCGCUUCACAUCACCGGCGCCUCAUCCGUGAACCAAACUGCAUCUGAGAGAAGAAGGAGAUCCGAAUUUUGACAGAAGUGUGUGGAAAUCAAUCAAGAUGAAGGCCUACCUCUACGACAACCUCCCCGGCGACCAGCGGCUGCCGCACGACUCGGGCACCGCGCUGACGCCGGCGGAGCUCGGCACGCUCGGCGUGCUAUACUACCAGAUCGACUCGGUGGUGGGCGUGGACGCGCUGGCGGCGGAGCGCGGGUACAAGAACCGGGACGAGAUCACGGUGUCGCCGGAGAAGAUGGGCGACGCGUACGAGGCCAAGGUGCGCAUGUUCUUCGACGAGCACCUGCACGAGGACGAGGAGAUCCGGUACGUGCGGGACGGCGCCGGCUACUUCGACGUGCGCGACCGCGCCGACCGCUGGGUGCGCAUCCGCGUCGAGAAGGACGACCUGAUCAUCCUGCCGGCCGGCAUCUACCACCGGUUCACGACCGACGAGAACAAUUACAUCCACGCGAUGCGCCUGUUCAAGGAGGAGCCCAAGUGGACGCCCCUGAACAGGUCAGAGGACCUCGACUCGAACCCGUACCGGAAGGAGUACGUUUCUCAGUACCUGUCGUAGUUUGCUGGCGGGGAAUGUGAGAAGAACAGGAGCGAAACGUCUGAUUUCAAUUUGAAAGCGUGUUUGGCUUUGGCUUUUGCGAGGAGUCAGUCUAUCGCAAUUUGCGUCUUUUUGUUUUACUGUCUUCGCUAUCCUAGAAUGCUCCAUGUUUUGACAUGCCUGCCUCGUCUUCCAAGACGUACGUACAUCCCGAUACCUCUGAAGGAACCGUCACUCCGGCUGAACGGACCAACUGCCGACACAAGCAGACUUGCG